Messenger RNA from Carlito syrichta (Philippine tarsier), 1144 nucleotides. RefSeq names its product sperm acrosome associated 1 (gene SPACA1). Gene Ontology annotation, cellular component: acrosomal membrane. The record is from RefSeq and is a predicted model, not a curated record. NCBI's taxonomy places the organism in Eukaryota, Metazoa, Chordata, Mammalia, Primates, Tarsiidae. Gene Ontology annotation, biological process: acrosome assembly. The transcript is spliced from 8 exons. Bases 1 to 1053 code for a protein of 350 amino acids.
AUGCGCCUUCAGGGGCUCCCCUUGCCACUCGACAGCUGGGGGACGUGGGCUGCGUGGUCGGACCGCUCCGGCGCUCGACGACGACGGGCCCGGGGUCCCGCGGAGCCCCGGCCCUCGAAGUCCGCCCGCAGCCGGGCACGUGACACCGGCCGGGGACCCGCAGGGCGGGUGGGCCGGGAGCCCCGCGGCGCGUCCGCAGCCUUCCGCGGGAGGAGGGCGCCCCUCUCCGUGGGUGGCCGGCCCAGAGCCUCGGCACACCGCCUCCCCGCCCGGCCGCUCAGCUUGUGCGUACCAGGCGGCUGCUGUGUGUCGCAGCCUUGCCCUUGUUGCCGGGUGACAGGCGGCCACCCGCAGCCGCCGGACGGAAUUGGCCCUUCAAAUGGGACAAUAGUCAAAGAAGUGGAAUUCGGAAUGUGCACUGUGACGUGCGGUGUUGGCAUUAGAGAAGUUCUCUUAACAAAUGGAUGCCCUGGGGGUGAAUCCAAGUGUGUUGUGCGGGUUGAAGAGUGCCGUGGACCCGUGGACUGUGGCUGGGGUAAACCAAUUUCAGAAACUCUUGAAAGUGUUAGACUGGCAUGUGUCCAUACGUCUCCUGCAAAUCAAUUCAAAUAUAUAUGGAAACUUCUAAGGCCAGAACAACAACCCAUUGUACUUGCAAAUGAUUCAGCAAUCCUAGAAGUACACAGGGAAACUCACCCUCUGGCUUUCGAGUGUGACACCCUGGAUAAUAAUGAACUAGUGGCAACUAUUAGAUUCACAAUCUAUACGACUAGUGAAUUGCAAAUGAGAAGAUCAAGCCGACCAGACACUGAUGCCGUGCUAGUUUUUGUGCUGACCGUAGGAGUAUUUAUCUGUGUAUUGGUGAUUUUUAUUUUGAUCUUCAUAAUAAUAAAUUGGGCAACAGUCAAAUCCUUCUGGGGGGCAAAAUGCUCAACAACUGAGAUACAUUCAGAGUUGAGUUCCAUGAAAUAUAAAGAUUCAACAUCUCUUGACCCGUCACCAACAGAAAUACCUGGACAUGAAGAUGAUGCUUUAAGUGAAUGGAAUGAAUGAUGCAUGGAUGAUAUAUGACAAACAAAAGGAUAUUAGAGCAUAUCAGAUUCAUUAUUAUAAAAAUAAAAUAUAUACUUAAAUACUUUUAAAA